UAAUGACAAGUACUAGUAUUUGGAGUGCAUAUACUCCUACAAUAGCUCACACAGUGACUGUUGCUGUUGUUUCCUCUACUUAUACUGUCACAAAAAUGACCAACUUGGAGACUACUAACAAAACAUUAAUUAUCGCAACAAGUGCAGCUGGAGGUGUUUGCUUGAUUGUACUUUUAAUAGUCAUCUUUUUCUGUUUAUAUCUUAUCAUAAAGAAGAAAAAACAAAUGAGCAUUGCACAAAUACAGGCAGAACCACAGUACUGUGAAGUUUUAGAAUUGGAAGAAAAAGUGAAAGUAUCAGAAUGUCAAGCGUAUGGCAAACUUGAUAAAGAAAGAGUAAAAGUAUCAGAAUGCCAAGCAUAUGGCAAACUUGACCAGUUGAGGAUAACAAGAGACACAAGUUAAUAAUUAUAAUGAUAAUUAUAAAGGCUGCAAUAUAUGUGUAUGCACCACAACAUCAUUAUACAAUAGUUUAUUAUUACACAAGUGAAUGAUUGAGUGUUAUUCUAUUAAAACCAGUUCUUAGAUUAUUAGUUGUAUAUACUGUUGAAUAUUGUACUCCAUUAA
Amphimedon queenslandica is the source of this 566-nucleotide messenger RNA. RefSeq lists its product as uncharacterized. Bases 3 to 404 code for a protein of 133 amino acids. The transcript is spliced from 4 exons. The record is from RefSeq and is a predicted model, not a curated record. NCBI's taxonomy places the organism in Eukaryota, Metazoa, Porifera, Demospongiae, Haplosclerida, Niphatidae.